This is a messenger RNA of Pochonia chlamydosporia 170, 945 nucleotides long. Its product is annotated as protein kinase, catalytic domain-containing protein. The transcript has a single exon. Gene Ontology annotation, cellular component: nucleus; cytoplasm. The record is from RefSeq and is a predicted model, not a curated record. The coding region runs from base 1 to 945 and encodes 314 amino acids. Gene Ontology annotation, molecular function: ATP binding; protein serine/threonine kinase activity. Lineage: Eukaryota; Fungi; Ascomycota; Sordariomycetes; Hypocreales; Clavicipitaceae. Gene Ontology annotation, biological process: mitotic DNA damage checkpoint signaling; protein phosphorylation.
AUGGUCAGUCAAGGCAUCCCGAAUCUCAAUGGGGAAUCUGUUGUUCAGCCACAAUUAAUCAGUCUUGGCAGCACUGGAUUUACAUUCAAGAUAAAUCGAUUCAUUGUCGCCAAGAGGGCUCGUCCAGGUCGGGCAGAAAAGCUUGCAAUUGAACAGAGUAUCUUCGCCAUGUUCAAUCAACGCCCUCCAUCGCCAUACAUUAUUCGCAGCUUCUACCACAUUGAUGAAGUGAUAUUUUUGGAAGCAGCUGAACAAGCAAAUCUCCAGUCACUGCUACGACAAGGUCAAAUUCGAGACUCAUCGCACCAUAAAGUGCUGCAAGUCACCAAGUUACAGCCUCUUGAACAUUGCUUCAUAUGGAUGAAGCAGAUAAUUUCCGCCUGCAGCUGGAUGGAAAAACUUGGGCUGACCCAUUGUGAUAUCCGUCCAGGCAACGUUCUGCUGUUUCAUUCGGGCCUGGUAAAGUUGGCGGAUUUCGACCGCACCAUCAAAGUGAGCGACGACCUCUUGGCUGGAACAGAGCCUUUCGCAAGGCUCCUUGGGCCAGAAGGUGGUGAAGAUCGUGGAACUUACGGGCAGGCUGGUGCUCGAACCGAGCAAUUUGCCCUGGGGUCGGUCUUUUACUGUCUAACAAGAGGGUUGGAGCCCUAUGAAGAAGAAUGGCAUGGACGGGAUAAUGGUCUUAUCCGGAUGAAGAAGCUUCAGGACAUGCAUUUUCCACCUAUCGGAAAUUUGAGAUGCGAUGACAUAAUUAGCAAAUGCUGGCACGGGCAGUAUGAAUCCAUUGCCCAUCUCCUUGCUGAUAUCACUGCUUCAGACGAGGACAGCUGGGAAGUUGAGCCCGACGAAGACCUCUCACGAAUCAACGAAAUGGAGAAUGAGUGCAAAAGGCUUGUUGAAGGCGGCAUUUUGGAACAGUUGGUGCCUAAGGAGAUGCGGCAAUGA